GCAGGAAGAACACAUGCAGCUUAUCAAGAAAAAGAGGAGGAUCGACGCAAGGCGGAUAGACGGCAUCGGCACCGCGGCACGAGCAGAGACGCCGGACGUCGAGGAGCGGCGAGAACGCAUGCUGCGCGCCGAACGGGAACGACUUGAAGCAAUACUCAAGAAGAAUUCGCAGCGCGAUUCGAAGCUGGACGCUCGCAACGCUAACCGACCCAAGAUCGCCUUCGGAUCGCAUGUGCCUCGUGCCGACGAGGAUAGAGGGCGCCGCACGCGACGCAAGUCGUGGGAGCAUCCAAUCACGGGUACCCACGCCUGCUGUAUAGAGGAAUAUAUAUUGUCGAAGCAGCGUGCAGUGUCAGCGCACCCUUGCGUGCGCGCGCGGCCCUCCGCGGCCAUGGCAACAUCUUCAGCCUCCGCAGGCACGGAGAAUCAAGGUGCCAAAUCAGAGACCUCACUAUCGCCGCCUAUGAGCAAAAGAAUGUCUCAGUCUGUUUCUGUGUUGUCACAUCGUCGGCGCAACCUGGUGGACACAUCAAUGUCCAGCACGAGCACCUCGCCUGGUAGCCAGAAAGCUCUGCGUCGCAUCCCUGAGACGAAGCCCCGGCGGUCGUCUCCGUCUACCCCUGCUCUCGGCCCCUCCACCAAAGCACUCGACAUAUCCAACCGCCUCUACAAGUCGGCCACGCAGUCAACCGUCGCCCGUCUCCACGGCGACACGCCUGACUCCGACUCAUCGUCUGCUGCAGCGACGACGGUGACAAAGAGAGAGGGCGCUGCCACGCGCAAGCCGCGCCCGCACAGCAUGACGGGCAGCAUGACAGCGAGCAUGAUGGAGCCGCGGAUGAGGGCGAAACAACCGCGCGAGGGACGCACCGCGGGGCGCGCGUCCGACGCAGGUGGCGCCACCGCAGCAGGGGCCGCUGAGGCAUCAAAGACGAGGUCGCAGAGUGCUGAGGGUCGUAAGAAGCUUCGUCAGGAGUCGAAUCUGAUGCAGCAGAGCAUGUACGGCACGCUGGACGAGCGACAGACGGCCGUGCAGCGACGCGCAGCCGCUCGCGAGGCUGGCAAGGCUAGGACUCCGAGGGCUGUCUCCGCACCACCCAGGCCACUUAAGAAGAAGCCUCCAAAGGAGAAACCUGCCAGUGAGAAGGCAGAGAGGGAGAAGCCUGAGGUGAAGCCACCUGUGAUGAAGAGAGUGCCGAAACGGCCUAUAUCAGAGAAGUCGAGUGCUCCCACCCCGACAGCAAUUAAGGCUCCCAGCCCUGCCCCUGGCAAGGUGACGAGCCCCACCCCGCCUGCUGCGGCCAGUACUCCCACUGCUGACGCCGAACCUACAGAAGGCAUUGCAAGCAAGUCCAGAAUCACGAGUGAGGAGGAGGCAAAAGCUAAGCUGGCAGAGAAAAGAAGACAGGCAAGAGAGGAAGCUGAGAGGCAGGCAGAGCUAGAGAGGCAACGUAAAGAGGAGGAAGCGCGCCUUGAGGCAGAACGGUUGAAGCGCGAGGAGGAGGAGAGGAUGCUCUGGGAGGAGGAGCAGCAUCGGCUGGCCGAGGAAGGUCGCAAGGCCGAGGAGGAGAGGCUGAGGAGGGCUAUCGAGGCAGAGGAGAAUCGCAAGGAGGAGGAGAGACUGCGUGAAGAGGAGGAGGCUCGACUGAAGCUGGAGGCUGAGCAGAAGGCACAGGAGGAAAGGGAGAAGAUGCAGCAGGAGAUGGAGGAGCGGGCACGUCGUGAGGAGGACGAGAGGCAGCAGAGGAAGAAGCGUCUGGAAGCCAUCAUGAGUAGGACCAGGAAAACUCCAUCAACCACUCCCGUGAAGAAAGAUGAACAGGAGGAGGAGGCAGAGUCCGAGAAAGCAGAGGAGGAAAACAAGGAAGCAGAGAAUGUGAACGUACAGCUUACGCUACAGCCUGUGAACACUGAGCCAGAGGCAGCAAUCGAAAUACCGGCCGUUGUUGCAACACAGCCGGAGGACGUGAUGGAACCGGCGCUAACACCGGAGCCAGCAGAGAGUCUAGGGGGCGCCACCAAUGUCGAGCAGGACACCGCGUCGGAUGCGGCGAGAAGCCCAGCCCUGCUGUCGCCGACGCCAACACCGGAGAGCGAAGACUCCGCGACGGAGGAGAGGACGACGGACAGCGCGUCGCCUGUAGAGGGCGUCGCUGACUCGGGCGUGUGGACCAAGUCGCAGGAUAUCAUGAUGAUGUCCAUGUACCAGGAGUCGGGCACCUUCGACAUGACGCAGAGCAUGAUGGAUUCUGGCAUUAGAGGUGGAAUUCCGGAGGAGAACGGGCAAGACUACGAGAACGGCUCCGAAGACAUCAGUGAAAAACACGACUAUGCAACCAUAAGAGAAGGACGUCACCGAUGCGCUCCUUGCUGCCGGCGAUCGACGGAAAUUCGACGUCUUCUCCGCGUACCGCCUCGCGCCCCAGCGCCCUCUAUUAACCCGUUUGAGCGACCUCGGAUCGCCCAGCACACCAGUACAACCGUUCGCCGACAGUGGCGCCCCUCACGCACGCGAAAACCCGUUAUGCCGACGACCUCGGUGGCGUGGUGA
This is a messenger RNA of Priapulus caudatus, 2551 nucleotides long. RefSeq names its product ensconsin-like. The record is from RefSeq and is a predicted model, not a curated record. Gene Ontology annotation, cellular component: microtubule cytoskeleton. The transcript has 17 exons. Gene Ontology annotation, biological process: microtubule cytoskeleton organization. Bases 14 to 2551 code for a protein of 845 amino acids. Lineage: Eukaryota; Metazoa; Priapulida; Priapulimorpha; Priapulimorphida; Priapulidae.